Molecule: messenger RNA, 578 nt
Organism: Penaeus vannamei (Pacific white shrimp)
Lineage: Eukaryota; Metazoa; Arthropoda; Malacostraca; Decapoda; Penaeidae
Source: RefSeq, a predicted model, not a curated record
GUUGCAGGACUCGGCCGCCGACUCCUCACUCGCCUCACGUGACCCGCCUCUGCUGGUGCCUCUCACCCGCCACUCCGGCUCCUCGCCUCCCGUGCCACCAGUGAGCGUUCCCUCGGUGCCUGAGUCGGACCCGCUUUUACCUGCGCUCUCGCUCCGCCCGUCACGGCUUCCCAGAGCUGAGCCUGUUGGUGCUAGCCGGGUUGGUCGCCAUGGCAACCUGCAUGACGGUGUCGAUGAAGGAGGCGGCCGAUCUCCCCGAGGAACUGAAGCCCAUCGUUCCCGGCGGCUCGUGGUUCGACGACAUGGCGGUGGAGCGACUGCGGAAGAAGCACGAGGAGCUCAGAGAACUGGGUCGUCUGGAAUCGCACGAGCACAGCGACGACGACGAAGAGAUGUUCAUCAUGGCGCGCCUCGGCUCGCAUAAGGUGGUGAAGCUACCCGAGGGGGAGGAGGGCGCCGAGAAUCAUCACGACCAUCACCAUCAUCAUGACCAUCUGGCCAGUCAGGUGAGGGAGGUCAAGGUCGUACCUGGCUUAGGGGGACGGGGUCUAAAUUCAGAAUAAAGCCUGUACUCGUUC